AUGGUGAUACAGGUUUGCCGGGUUGAUUUUGCGAUCCUUUAUAUUGGAAGGUUCAGUGGCAUUUCAAAUAUCCCAGAAUUUCCUCCUGCUAAGGGCCCUGAAACCUUCCAUGGCAUGGUUGUACACUCCAUGGAGUAUACAGACAUGGAUUUUGCAGCAGCUCAAGUGUUGGUGAGAGGAAAGCGAGUCACUGUUGUCAGGUUCCAGAAACACGCAAUGGACAUUGCAAUGGAAUGCUCAACAGAAAAUGCUCACUCAUUAAAAGUUAUACCUACACAUCGAGCUAGGUCAUAUCGCUUUUGGGGUGGAAAAUCCAUGUACUAUAUAUCAUACAGGAAUGAACACUGGAACAUUUCGAAUUACCUUCCUUGGGGAGUUCCCAGUGCAUAUUUUUACUUCGAUCACUUCUCAGAGCUGUUGGUUCAUAAGCCUGGUGAAGGAUUUUUCCUUGGUCUCCUGGCAGCACUUCUUUCACCUCUGAGAUGGGGAUUUUCCAAAUUUGUUGGAGGUCUCAUAAAUCGGAAGCAUUGUCUUUCAAAGUUGGGAAUGGUGCCCAAGCACAGUUUCUUGAAAGAAACCGGUUCUUGUUUGGUCUCAAUCGUGCCCGAGGGGUUUUACGAAGCAGUUGAUAAAGGUAGCAUCAAAUUCAAGAAAGCUCCGAGUUUUGGGUUUUGCAAGGAAGGCAUCUUGAUUGUGGUGAGGCUGGACCUCCAAAGACUGAUAUGGUCGUAUUUGCUACUGGAAAGCAAAAUUUUGCUUUUUGUAAAGGAAAAUGCCCACAGAAAUUGUCCACCACUUACCGAGUUUGUAGAUAUUGAUUGGGUGUUUGGAAUGCAUUCAUCCUUGAAUUCCAAAACUAGCGAUAAUCGGAUUCUCAGAGAUCAUUUCAAGUCUUGCACAAUUCGGAGAUGA
This is a messenger RNA of Rhododendron vialii, 912 nucleotides long. Its product is annotated as probable flavin-containing monooxygenase 1. The record is from RefSeq and is a predicted model, not a curated record. The coding region runs from base 1 to 912 and encodes 303 amino acids. Lineage: Eukaryota; Viridiplantae; Streptophyta; Magnoliopsida; Ericales; Ericaceae. The transcript has 6 exons.